AUGAAAGAGUGCUAUAAUAAAUACAUAAAUGCAAUAGAAACAGAUAUUAAAACCAACCCCAAACAGUUUUGGACGCACAUCAAAAAUCUACGUAAGAACUGCUCAUCAUAUCCUAAUACCAUGACCGUUAAGCAUGAUACAUCAUCAGAUACAAAGCUAAUAGCGGACAUGUUUGCAUCUCAUUUUUCUUCAAUAUAUGAAAGAGAUCUUAACGACAAUAAUUCAAUUAAUUGUGAUAUGUGUAUGAUAAAUGAUGUUAUCGGGGAAAUUCAAUUUAAACCAGAGGAUGUUAAAAAUAAACUGAAAAAGCUAGAUAUCACAAAGGGGGCAGACCCAGAUAAUAUACAUCCACUAUUUUUAAUAAACUGUGCAGAUGCCUUGACUUUUCCACUAACUUUUCUAUACAAUCGAUCUCUCAAAAUGGGCAUAUUCCCCGAUGAAUGGAAACUAGCUAGAGUAGUACCUAUAUUUAAGAAUGGAGCAAAAGACUUAGUAGUUAACUACCGUCCAAUAUCUAUCUUGUCAGCAGUAUCGAAAGUAUUUGAGUCAUUAGUUCACUCUGCAAUUUAUCGGCAUACUCAAAAAUACAUUAUCGAAAAUCAGCAUGGUUUUAUGUCAAGAAGGUCAACCAACACUAACCUUAUUCUCUUCACCUCUGAUAUAAAAGAAAAAGUAGAUCAAGGCUUACAAGUUGACGCCAUCUAUACAGAUUUUUCAAAAGCCUUUGAUAAAGUGAACCACAGCAUCUUGCUUCAUAAUUACAUUUAUUUGGGGUUACAGAUAACCUACUGGAAUGGUGUAAAUCUUACUUUUUAA
Parnassius mnemosyne (clouded apollo) is the source of this 816-nucleotide messenger RNA. The record is from the annotation of a GenBank genome assembly. Lineage: Eukaryota; Metazoa; Arthropoda; Insecta; Lepidoptera; Papilionidae.